CCGAAAUUAUCAACUCAUAAAACUCAAAGAAUGAUUCCCUUUUCCUUAAAUAGAUUGUCUAGAACAUAAGUACUAAGUAAGUAUCCUAGAGGUCGCUCAAUACGGAGAGAUAAGGAUUCGUCAUGAAAACACUCAUUCUUUCUGCUAUUUGUCUGACCCCAUUUUUGAGCAUCUUCCUUGCUGCGGUGCUACCGGAAACGACUCAUCACGUGACUACAAAACACGUUACUACAACCCCGAGGCCAACCCCGGAAAGAUAUGAGCAAACCAACAACUUCUACCUGUACGACAGGGACAGUAAAUUGAUGUUUGAAUUAUAUGACGCGGGGUAUUACGUACAACUACUAUUGAGGGAGCUUGAAUAUUACAGCCACCGAAACUAUGCUAUGUGUACUCACACUAAUGGUAAUCCACCGAACACGACUUUCUUUAUGGUGUAUCCCAAACCCGACAAAUAAAAUGCAGGUUCAAGGAGAAUGUAAAUAAAAUGUUCACACCAAUUGUAAAAUGCAUUUGUGUUAGAUUUUGUAUG
Molecule: messenger RNA, 532 nt
Organism: Magallana angulata
Lineage: Eukaryota; Metazoa; Mollusca; Bivalvia; Ostreida; Ostreidae
Exons: 3
Coding region: 123-458 (111 amino acids)
Source: RefSeq, a predicted model, not a curated record